Molecule: messenger RNA, 1091 nt
Organism: Strongylocentrotus purpuratus (purple sea urchin)
Lineage: Eukaryota; Metazoa; Echinodermata; Echinoidea; Camarodonta; Strongylocentrotidae
Product: cytochrome b561-like
Exons: 5
Coding region: 120-863 (247 amino acids)
Molecular function (GO): oxidoreductase activity
Source: RefSeq, a predicted model, not a curated record
AAACGAUUUCAACGAUAUAACCUCGACAUCUAAACUUUGGAUUGCCCAAUUGUGAACGAGAUCGAGUUCCUGUGAUUCGAGUAACGAUCAUCCUACAGAGAUAAACUAGUCUGUCCGUCAUGUUGCCUUUCUACCUCCUACUCACUCUCUCCCAAGUUGUUGGGAUAAUGAUUCUCAUCCUGGUGGGAUACUGGACAGGACAUACACUAGGAGGCUAUGCAUGGGAUGGAUCAGGCAGGGAAUUUAACUUACAUCCACUAUUCAUGACAAUUGGUCUUGUAUUUCUGUAUGGAGAUGGUAUCUUGAUGUUCAGGGUUUUUCGACACAACUCCUCAUCCAAAAUCAAAAUCGUCCACCUGCUUUUUCAUAGUCUCGCCCUCAUCUUUGCCUGUGUCGGUCUCAAAACUGUGUUCAACUUUCAUCGUGUCCAAAGCUUUCCUGACAUGUAUUCACUUCAUAGCUGGGUCGGAUUGAGUGCUUUUAUCUUAUUUGUUUUACAGUGGAUGACUGGGAUAGCAUGCUUCUUGUAUCCUCGACUACGGGAUGAACUACGUGUAACCUAUCUUCCUCUUCAUCGUUACAUUGGUGUAGCUACGUUUGCCAUGGUGAUAGCAGCUGCAUGUGCUGGCAUCAACGAGAAGCUCUUCUUUGUCUACUCUGGAAGAGGAGACUCGUUGAAGUACUCCGCCUUGCCACACGGAGCAUACAUCGGGAAUUUUCUCGGCUUCCUCAUCCUUCUAUUUGGGCUUAUUGUGGGCUAUUUAGUCUCCAACUCUGACUUCAGAAGACAGACCUCCAACCCAGCUCGUGAUGGUUUGGAAGAAGGGACGCUCAUGAACACGACGGAUCAAAAAGUGAAUUAAACAACUCAUAAGCUUCCUCUUUUAAUUACAAGUAUGUAAAUAGGCUUUGGGAGCAAGUUCACACAACACUGUGUUUAUAGUUUGCUGUUUGCUUCCUGGCUUCGUAUAUAUUCUCUGCUGUCCUCUAGGUAAUAUUUUUGUAUGGCAGGAGAGACAUUUUGCUCAUAUCAAAUUCAGUUAGGCUAUUCUGUCAUAAUUAUUAUAUCGCUUAUAAAUAUAGCAUCACUU